UCCUCCUCCUCCUCCUCCUCCUCUUCCUCCUCUUCGUCCAUAGACAUCCUGGAGGAGCUACAGCUGAUCGCGGCUCAGAACCUGGAGAAGGUGGACAUCCAUAAGUACUACGAGGUGGUGCGAGAGCUCGGCAAAGGAACCUACGGCAAAGUGGACCUGGUCGUGCACAAGAUCAGAGGGACCAAAAUGGCGCUGAAGUUUUUGCGUAAGAAGACGACAAAGCUGAAGAGUUUCCUGCGCGAGUACAGCGUGUCUCUGUACCUGUCCCCCUGCCCCUUCAUCAUAAACAUGUUUGGAAUCGCCUUUGAGACCGAUGAGUACUACAUCUUUGCCCAAGAGUACGCUCCGGCCGGGGAUCUCUUUGACAUCAUCCCUCCACAGGUGGGUCUCCCGGAGGCUGUUGCCAAGCGCUGUGUCCACCAGGUGGCCAUCGCGCUGGACUACCUCCACUGUAAGAAACUUGUGCACCGCGACAUCAAACCCGAAAACAUCCUCAUCUUCGACCGUGAAUGUCGCAAAGUUAAACUGUCCGACUUCGGAAUGACCAGACGCGCCGGAUCUCCAGUGAAACGCGUGAGUGGCACCAUACCCUACACCGCCCCCGAGCUCUGUGACACCUCCAGGAACGACGGCUUCUUCGUGGACUACAGCACAGACGUGUGGGCAUUCGGGGUACUGCUCUUCUGCAUGCUCACCGGAAACUUCCCGUGGGAGAAAGCGAUGCCCAACGACGCCUUUUACGACGAAUUUGUGCGCUGGCAACGACGUCGUACAGGGAACGUGCCAUCGCAGUGGAGAAGGUUCACGGACGAAGCUUUGCGCAUGUUUCGAAGGCUGCUCUCCAUUGAACAAGAGCGGAGAUGUUCGGUUAAAGAGGUUUUCAGCUACUUCAACCAGUGCUGGAUGUUGGAUACGGAAAACGGGAACGUUAACAACGCCGGGUUAGCGACUAGCGCGCCCCAGAUCAACAUGAGCACCUCCUCGUCUGAAGAAGAUGUUUUAGUGGAUAGACUCAAACAGCAAACCUUGUCUCCGGCUUGCGUCGCCGCUAAAGAACGGCUCAUGAUGGACACACACUACUCCUCCGCUAACAAUUCGCCGUCCGCCAACGCCAGCUACGACCGAGUGAACAGGGAAAACAACGAGCGAGGGCGCCUUCUAGUGGCCACUCCCAUCGAAAUCUGCGUGUAAACACAAAAUAAGC
Boleophthalmus pectinirostris (great blue-spotted mudskipper) is the source of this 1204-nucleotide messenger RNA. Its product is annotated as un-named sa1261. Gene Ontology annotation, molecular function: ATP binding; protein serine/threonine kinase activity. Lineage: Eukaryota; Metazoa; Chordata; Actinopteri; Gobiiformes; Gobiidae. Gene Ontology annotation, biological process: peptidyl-serine phosphorylation; peptidyl-threonine phosphorylation. The record is from RefSeq and is a predicted model, not a curated record. The transcript has 3 exons. The annotation marks the transcript as partial.